Molecule: messenger RNA, 1582 nt
Organism: Caenorhabditis elegans
Lineage: Eukaryota; Metazoa; Nematoda; Chromadorea; Rhabditida; Rhabditidae
Gene: pcp-5
Product: Prolyl carboxy peptidase like protein 5
Exons: 8
Coding region: 1-1524 (507 amino acids)
Biological process (GO): proteolysis
Molecular function (GO): serine-type exopeptidase activity
Source: RefSeq, marked reviewed
AUGAACAUUUUCAUCUCCUUGGCAAUUUUAAUUGCCACAACGCAUUGUCUCACUUUACUACGAGAUCCUGUCACUCAAAAUGGUGCUUCAAAAUUUGAAAAAAGUAUUGGAAAAUACAAAUAUGAAGAAGGAUAUCUCAAAGCUCCAAUUGAUCCUUUCGCAUUCACCAAUGAUCUUGAAUUUGAUUUACGAUAUUUCUUGAAUAUCGAUCAUUACGAGACUGGUGGUCCAAUACUCUUUUACACUGGUAACGAGGGAAGUCUUGAGGCAUUUGCCGAAAACACAGGAUUCAUGUGGGAUCUUGCACCAGAGCUCAAGGCUGCUGUUGUUUUUGUUGAGCACCGAUUCUACGGAAAAUCUCAACCUUUCAAAAACGAAAGCUACACAGACAUUCGUCAUCUUGGUUAUCUUUCAUCCCAACAGGCUCUGGCUGAUUUUGCCCUUUCUGUGCAAUUCUUCAAAAAUGAGAAAAUCAAAGGAGCUCAAAAGUCGGCAGUUAUUGCAUUUGGAGGAUCAUACGGUGGAAUGUUGUCAGCUUGGUUUAGAAUCAAGUAUCCCCAUAUAGUUGAUGGAGCAAUUGCCGCGUCAGCUCCAGUAUUUUGGUUCACAGACUCCAAUAUUCCAGAAGAUGUUUAUGAUUUUAUUGUCACUCGGGCUUUUCUUGAUGCUGGAUGCAACAGAAAAGCUAUUGAAAAAGGAUGGAUUGCAUUGGAUGAAUUGGCAAAAAGUGACAGUGGAAGACAGUAUUUGAAUGUUCUGUAUAAAUUAGAUCCUAAGUCAAAGUUGGAAAAUAAAGAUGAUAUAGGAUUUUUGAAGCAAUACAUAAGAGAAUCGAUGGAAGCAAUGGCUAUGGUAAACUAUCCAUAUCCAACUUCUUUCCUGAGCUCUCUUCCUGCCUGGCCAGUCAAGGAAGCCUGCAAAUCUGCAAGUCAACCAGGAAAAACACAAGAAGAAUCUGCAGAACAACUGUACAAAAUUGUCAACCUGUACUACAAUUACACAGGAGACAAGUCAACGCAUUGUGCAAAUGCAGCGAAAUGUGAUAGUGCAUAUGGAUCAUUAGGUGAUCCAUUGGGAUGGCCAUUUCAAACAUGUACGGAAAUGGUUAUGCCACUGUGUGGAAGUGGAUAUCCAAAUGAUUUCUUCUGGAAGGAUUGUCCAUUUACAUCAGAGAAAUAUGCAGAGUUCUGCAUGCAAACGUUCUCCUCGAUCCAUUACAACAAAACUCUUCUUCGCCCAUUAGCCGGUGGCCUUGCAUUUGGAGCAACUUCUCUUCCAUCUGCAUCCAAUAUUGUCUUCUCGAAUGGUUACCUGGAUCCAUGGAGUGGUGGUGGCUACGAUCAUUCCGAUAAGGUACAGGGAUCAGUGAUUAGUGUAAUUCUGAAACAAGGAGCUCAUCAUUAUGAUUUACGUGGAGCUCAUCCACAGGAUACCGAAGAAGUUAAAAAGGUUCGAGCCAUGGAGACGCAGGCAAUCAAGAAAUGGAUCAAGGAGAAGGCGAGAAAUUCUUGGAGAUAUGAUUAAAUUUGAUUCUACACGAUUUUCUGUAAUUUGUUUUUUAUUAAAUAAAUGAUUAAUUCAA